CCGUCGGGCUCCGGGACCUCGCGACGCGCACAGUCCCGCACCGAGGGACGUGGUCGGCUGCCCUCCCGGGAUGUUGGCGUGUCCACGUGCGCUCUCCUCCUUCAGGAAGCCUCGCUGAGUCGAGGCGGGGGGGACACGCUUGAGGUUCCAAGACCAAGUUGGCCCAGCAGUGGCCCCGGCAGGUCCUUUGCCCCACUUCUGACAGCGCUUACUCGGUGGACCCAGCGCGACAGCUAAAAAGGCCUGUCUUGCUAAGCUUCUUUCUGUGUCAGGGGGAGGAAGCGGAGGAAUAAUACGUGCAGACAUCUUUCUGUCCGAUCCUCAAAGCCAAAUGAAAUACACGACAAAAAAACAGAAAAGACACGUGGGCACACAGACAGGUCCAGCCGGGCUUUAAAGUUUGCUAGUCUGCACAGGGCACUAUGAACGAAGAGGAGCAGUUUGUAAACAUUGAUCUAGAUGAUGACAACAUUUGCAGUGUUUGUAAACUGGGAACAGAGGAAGAAACACUCUCCUUCUGCCACAUUUGUUUUGAGCUGAAUAUUGAGGGAGUACCAAAAUCUAAUCUUUUACACACCAAAUCAUUAAGGGGCCAUAAAGACUGCUUUGAAAAAUACCAUUUAAUUGCAAACCAGGAUUGUCCUCGAUCUAAGCUUUCAAAAAGUACUUAUGAAGAAGUUAAAACUAUUUUCAGUAAGAAGAUAAACCGGAUUGUUCAGUAUGCACAGAAUAAGGAUCUGGGUUCAGAUUCAGAGUGUUCUGAAACCCCCCAACAUCAUCUGUUCAAUUUCAGACAUAAGCCAGAUAAAAAAUUCCUCCCACAGUUCGACUCCCAAGUACCAAAAUAUUCUGCAAAGUGGAUAGAUGGAAGUACAGGUGGCGUCUCAGACUGUACUCAGCGGAUUUUGGAUCAGAGGGACCAUUCAGACUUUGGGCUGGCUGUGUUACAAGGUGCAGGUGCUGCUAUCUGCCAUAACAAUGUAUUGUGGCCUCAUGGUCACACCCAGGCACAGAAGAAAGAAGAAACCAUCUCUAGUCCAGAGGCCAGUGUCCAGACUCAGCAUCUACAUUACAGCAGAGAGGAAUUGAAUUUGAUGACCCUUGAUGAGGUGGAACAACUGACUGUAAAGCUCCAACAGCAAAUCCAAGAAGUUUUUGAAGAACUAACACAUCAAGUGCAAGAAAAAGACUCGUUGGCCUCAGAGCUCCACGUCCGCCACGUUGCCAUUGAACAGCUUCUCAAGAACUGUUCCAAAUUACCAUGUCUGCAGGUGGGACGAGCGGGAAUCAAGUCACACCUACCGAUAAACAACUGAGGACAGCAGCACACCUGACUUCCUUUUCUCCACCAGCGUUGGUCUGCCAGGCAUGCAAGCUUUGAAAAGUUUGAAGAAAAUAGGGCCCAUUUUUUGUGGUCAUUACAUUUGCAAAACAGGCAUUACUUAACAGCAUUUUCCAAUAAAGCAGAUCACCAUUA
This is a messenger RNA of Ochotona princeps (American pika), 1477 nucleotides long. RefSeq names its product chromosome 3 C21orf91 homolog (gene C3H21orf91). Lineage: Eukaryota; Metazoa; Chordata; Mammalia; Lagomorpha; Ochotonidae. The transcript has 5 exons. The coding region runs from base 423 to 1316 and encodes 297 amino acids. The record is from RefSeq and is a predicted model, not a curated record.